ACCUUCAACAGCUGAUUUUGACAGCAUGUGGAAGAAGAAGAAAAGUUUAUUUUUUCUCAAAUGAUAUUAUUUUGAAUGAAUUUUUACUCUUUUUCAUCAUUUUUGACUCCAAUAAAAGUUAGUGGGAUGUUGGGCAGGACCGGAAACAUGUUGAGGAGUGUCAGAGGUAUCUCUGGAUUGGAGAAUUUGGCUAAAUCAAACAAUGAGGGUUUCCUACCCAUUUCCCGGAGGUAUUUCAUCUUCAGCACAAUAGCCAAUAAGAGGAAGGUCUAUGAGAAGAAGAAACUCGUUGGUUACUCGGAUGAGCAAAUGUUCAGCGUUGUGUCGGACGUGGAGAAUUACCAGAACUUCCUGCCUUGGUGCAAAAAAUCUCACGUUUAUGGGAAGCGCGAGAACUUCCUGAAAGGCGACCUGAUUAUUGGAUUUCCUCCCUUGAGUGAGAAAUACACCUCAAAUGUGACAAUGACGAAACCAAACUACAUCAAGGCAGAAUGCGUGGAUGGGAAGCUCUUCAGCUACUUCCUGACCAUCUGGCGCUUCAGUCGUGGCCUAAAGGAUAUCCCGCAGUCGUGUGUGAUUGACAUUCAUGUGGCGUUUGAAUUUAAAUCAGCCAUUUACUCACAAUUCUCCCACAUUUUCUUCGACCAAGUUGUCCGGCAGAUGGAGGAUGCCUUUAUCCGGGAAGCCCAAUGCCGAUACGGUCGUCCUGCAAUCCAAAGUCACGUUCUGGGUCACAGGAGCUCCUGACCAAACCAUUAAACUCUCUAGAUAAUUGUUUAUAUUAUUUAUUAGCAUGAUAAAUCAAUGGAAAUUGUGAAAAAAAAA
Messenger RNA from Lutzomyia longipalpis, 825 nucleotides. RefSeq names its product coenzyme Q-binding protein COQ10, mitochondrial. NCBI's taxonomy places the organism in Eukaryota, Metazoa, Arthropoda, Insecta, Diptera, Psychodidae. The coding region runs from base 76 to 747 and encodes 223 amino acids. Gene Ontology annotation, cellular component: mitochondrion. The record is from RefSeq and is a predicted model, not a curated record. Gene Ontology annotation, biological process: ubiquinone biosynthetic process; cellular respiration. Gene Ontology annotation, molecular function: ubiquinone binding. The transcript has 3 exons.